Messenger RNA from Corapipo altera (White-ruffed manakin), 1525 nucleotides. Its product is annotated as ubiquitin-conjugating enzyme E2 E1-like. The record is from RefSeq and is a predicted model, not a curated record. Lineage: Eukaryota; Metazoa; Chordata; Aves; Passeriformes; Pipridae. Gene Ontology annotation, molecular function: ubiquitin conjugating enzyme activity. Gene Ontology annotation, biological process: protein polyubiquitination. Gene Ontology annotation, cellular component: nucleus.
AGCCUUUAAGCAUGCGUUGAUGACAUCACGAAGUGCCCCUUCUUUGUGUGUCAGUGAUGUCACCAAAUGCAGUGUGGGGGACAAUGGAAUCCUGAACUCCGGGCGAGGGCGAGUGGGAAGCGGCUGCUCCUGCUGCUGGUUCAGAGCUGAGUCGAGAGGAAGGGAGGACACAGCUGCUGCUUUGGGGCUGAAACAGACAGAGAAAGAGACAAGCACGCCUAAGAAGAAGGAAAGCAAAGUCAGCAUGAGUAAAAACUCUAAGCUGCUAUCUACCAGUGCCAAGAGGAUUCAGAAGGAAUUGGCUGACAUCACCUUAGAUCCACCUCCCAACUGCAGUGCUGGCCCCAAAGGUGACAACAUCUACGAAUGGAGAUCAACUAUUCUAGGACCUCCAGGUUCAGUCUAUGAGGGAGGUGUUUUCUUCCUUGACAUCACAUUUACACCAGAAUACCCUUUCAAGCCUCCAAAGGUAACAUUCCGGACAAGGAUCUACCACUGUAACAUUAACAGCCAAGGCGUCAUCUGCCUGGACAUUUUAAAAGACAACUGGAGUCCAGCAUUAACCAUUUCUAAAGUUCUUCUCUCCAUCUGCUCCCUCCUCACAGACUGCAACCCGGCUGACCCCCUGGUUGGAAGCAUUGCCACUCAGUAUAUGACUAACAGAGCAGAGCAUGACAGAAUGGCCAGACAAUGGACCAAAAGAUACGCUACAUAAAUUGGAUUUUCGUCAAACUCUUACAUUAUUCGUCUGUGAUGGAAAGAGCUGCUUAUGAAUUUGAAGGGGUGGGGGGUGGGAGGGUGCUGGUAAAGAGUAGGGUAUUUCUAUAACAGAUUUUAUUCAGUCUUUUAUUUCCUAAGAUUUUGUUGUUGUAACUUAAGGUAUCUUGCUACAGUAGACAGCUAGGAUUGGGAAUAGCAUACUUUAAGACUGUAAUUAGUUCAGCAAUAUUAGCUCACAUAUAGUACCGAGAAGAAUGUAAACUUCUUAGACUUCUUUGGUUUUCAGUUUGCUUGCAAUAUGUAAAAGAUUAAAACAGCUUAAUUUUGUACAGGUACAUAGGUUGACGUUUAUGUAAAAGUCCUUUCAAGACUCUACACACUGUUUUUGCUUUUUGUUUGUUUUGGGUUUGGGGGAUUUAUUUUGUUCUGGGUUGGUUUUGGUUUUGGGUUUUUGUUUUGUAAAAAGAUGUCAGCAUUGUUUUCCCCUAUGGGAGGUCACAUUGGUAUUUAACAAAACCUUUUUAAAGACUGUCAUCUCAUGAUCUGUGAUAUGGAGAGGUGGAUAUAUGGCCUCAUAUAUGAAAGGAGAAGUAGUUAAUGUAUUAUUUUAUAAGCCAAUCUAUCUUUGUGAAAAGAAUAAAGGGUUUAAUCAGGACUUAUGGUAACCUGUAGUGAAAUACCUUAAGCUGUUUAACUGUAAGGUGUGGAAUAGGAGUCACUCAGUGGAUUGGUUGUAUGUUGUGGGCUACUUAAGUCUGCAUUUGUUACUGUGCUAAUAAAAAGAUGUUUAAAAAAAAAAAAAAAG